Molecule: messenger RNA, 939 nt
Organism: Colletotrichum karsti
Lineage: Eukaryota; Fungi; Ascomycota; Sordariomycetes; Glomerellales; Glomerellaceae
Product: transcription elongation factor s-ii
Exons: 3
Coding region: 1-939 (312 amino acids)
Biological process (GO): transcription antitermination; DNA-templated transcription; transcription elongation by RNA polymerase II
Cellular component (GO): nucleus
Molecular function (GO): zinc ion binding; RNA polymerase II transcription regulatory region sequence-specific DNA binding
Source: RefSeq, a predicted model, not a curated record
AUGACGAUGGAUCAGCGCGAGCUCGAUUCGAGCAUCAAGCAGCUCAAUAAGACCGUUCAGGCCAAUGACCCUCCCACCUCUGCUCUUGCCAUCUUGGAGCGCCUCAAGAAGGAGGCUUCUCCUACCGAGGAGAUGCUUCGGUCCACUCGCGCCGGUGUCUUCGUCGGCAAGCUUCGGUCGAACACAAACAAGGACAUCGCCCGCGCCGCGACUGAGCUCGUUCACAAGUGGAAGAAGCUCGUCGAGGCCGAGAAGCAGGGAAAGUUGAAGAAGCAAUCCUCCCCCGCCGCGCCCUCGCCUACCACCGCCAGCGCCCCGAAGCCCUCGUCUUCCAAGAAUGUCAACGAGCCGUACAAGGGUAACACGGAAACUCGCCGCGCUAAGUCCGAUGGCGCCAAUACCAAGCGUACUGGCGACACUGUUCGCGAUGCCUGCAUCGAGCUUCUCUACAACGGUCUCGCCUACCGAUCCACAGCCUCCGUCACUGAUGUCCUUGCCAAGUCCGUCGCCGUUGAGGCCGCGGCCUUUGCUCACUACGACGGCGCUUCUGGCGCCUACCGUGACAAGGUCCGCUCUCUCUUCAGCAACCUGAAGGUCAAGACCAACAAGGAGCUGGGUAUGAACGUCAUGGAUGGCAAGAUUUCGCCCGAGCGCUUCGUCAACAUGUCCCAGGAGGAGCUGAAGUCGGCCGAGCAGCGCAGAAAGGAGAACCUUCUCCAGGAGGAGAACAUGAAGAAGGCCCAGGUUCCCAUGGCCGAGAAGAGCAUCAGCGACGCCCUCACCUGCGGCAAGUGCAAGCAGAAGAAGGUCAGCUACAGCCAGGCGCAGACCCGCAGUGCUGAUGAGCCGAUGACGACAUUCUGUGAAUGCACUGUCUGCGUUCUCUUAAGCGAGUACUAUUUGCGUGGAGGUUCUCUUUUUUUCACAUUGACGGCGUGA